AGUAAAAUUCAUUGUCAUUGACGACUUUCUAUGAAUUUUAAGUGUUCUUUGAAAAAAUAAAGUUUAAUUUUUUACAAAUGUUUUGUAUUGAUUUCUUAAAAUUUUUGUUUGCUUUACUUUCAGCACUAGGCUGGGGUGAACACCUUGAGAGAAAAUGCUUUAGAAGUGACUAUCCAACGGGCAGAUACCUUGGAAUCGACUAUCAAAUUGUCUACGUUACGGAGAAGCAUUUUCUUCAAUUGGAAUGCCGAGCAUGUAAUGAAACCAUUCCCUCGGGAAUAAAUGCAACUUGGUCCAUGCUCGAGCUAAACCACACUAACGUGCACCCAGUCUUCGUGCCGUUCAAACCAAAAUCGAAAAAAUUCAAGAAGCGUAUGGAAAUAUUUGAUAACAAUACGUUGGUAAUUAACAAAGUGAAAACAAAACACAGUGGACUAUACAGCUGUAACACCACUCGUCUCAAUGACACUGAUAAUUCCACCAUAUCCAUCUCCUACAACUAUCUGACACAGGUGAUUGAAAAAGACGUGAUAUCCGAAUUACCAAGUGGCUCAUUGACCGAUUGGAGGAAAUACCGCGAGAAUGUCCUUGAACCCGCUGCCCUAAAGCUCGACGACGAAAGUCUUGAGGAUCAAAUUGCAGGUCUAAAUGUCACCUGGAGUCCUUGGUCGAGUUGUUUGUGUGGCUCAUUUAAAUUCGAUACUCGUAGAUUCCGUUAUGCGUAUCCUUAUGUAAUAGUGAAUGAAAGUGAUCAACUUGCACCGAUAUUCCCUACACAGUCUGAAUGGUUGAUGGACUUCUACCCUUACUUCGCAAGCAUUGUGAUGAACCUAACGAUUUUUUACGAGUACGAGCGAUGUGUUGAAGAUUGCGUACCAGAUGCAUUGGAGGAAGAUGUCGAUUAUAAAUAUGAACAAAGUGUUUACCUUCCGGAAGGAUCUGAUACAAAAUUUCUUUGCCCAGAGUCAGAAAACGCUAGUGAAGUUCUUUGGGUCAUUAAUGAAGAAACUGUUCUCUCGAAAAGUCCAAAUGCCCUUGGGACUGGAGCUAGCGAGAAUCACGUUGCCGUCGAUAUGCGGGACGAACUAUUCUUAACAGCAGUGCGUCCAUCAGAAGCAGGAAUCUUCUCGUGUAUUGUGGAUAUGAUGCCGAUUAAAAAAAUCACGGUUACUAUAAUCCCCAAGUCUAUCUUCUUAACGAAAGGUGCGUAG
This is a messenger RNA of Hermetia illucens (black soldier fly), 1211 nucleotides long. RefSeq lists its product as uncharacterized. NCBI's taxonomy places the organism in Eukaryota, Metazoa, Arthropoda, Insecta, Diptera, Stratiomyidae. The coding region runs from base 78 to 1211 and encodes 377 amino acids. The transcript has 3 exons. The record is from RefSeq and is a predicted model, not a curated record.